CGCCCAUAGCGCUGCCGCCCCACGCCGAGAGACGCGCCGCGAACGGGUUCUGAGCCAGACGCUUUCACGUCAUCACGCCGCGCCGCACGCGGGUGCGCAGGACCGAGCUCCCGCACGUGUGCGGCGGGGAACAUGGCGGCGGCGGCGGAGCAGAAGCUGGAUCGCGCUCAGGUUAAAAAGGCAGUGCAGGCCUUGCUCGCUUACACAAAGACCAAAAAUAAAGCGGAUGAACUGCUUUUGAAUGAGAACGAGAAUGUAUACUUAAUGGUGACCGUGUGGAAGAUCCCACCACACGAACAAGUAAUCAAAAUACCACUUCCUUAUGGUAUUCGACCAGAAACAGCUGAAGUUUGCCUCUUCACAAAAGAUGAACCUGAAUUAUCUGCAGAACAGACCGAAAACUUGUACAAGAAACUCUUGAUCCAGAAUGGGAUCACAAGUAUCAGCCAGAUCAUCUCAUAUAAAACUCUCAAAAGUGAAUAUAAACCAUUUGAAGCAAAGCGUCGUCUGUUGAAUAGAUUUGAUCUCUUCUUGGCCGAUGAUCGAAUUAGAAGGCUUUUGCCCUCACAUAUAGGGAAACACUUUUAUCAAAGCAAAAAGGCACCUUUAUCUGUAAACCUGAAAGCCAAGAAUCUAGCUAAGGAACUAAACAAACAUAUCCAGGGAACUAUACUUCCAGUAACCAACAGGGGUUGCUGUUAUACAGCACGCAUAGGUCACACUGGAAUGAAAGCUAAUGAAUUAUUAGAAAACAUCGCCGUUGCUGUUGAGGUGAUUUCCAAUAAAUUGCCAAAGAAUUGGAAAAAUAUUAAAGUUCUUCAUCUGAAAACACUCAAAUCUGUUGCUCUUCCAAUCUUCAAUUCUUACAUCCACAAUUUAGAUGAGCUUGACAAGCAGCCAUCUGUGUCUCAAAAGGGAGGACAGAAAAAGAAAGGGAAAAAAAGGAAGCAGAAGGCAGCCACAGAACAGACUUCAACUAAAGCUAAAGUGACAACUGAAAAGAAUAAUACAAAUGCUGCUACCAGAGACCUUGAGACAGUACAGAAAGGAAAAGAUGAAACUUUGGCAAUGACAGACCCAGAUGAGGAUGAUGGAGAAAUUCCACAACUAGUUCCUAUUCAGACAGACACCAGCAUUGCUGGGCAAGAGGAGAUGAAACCAAAUCAAACUUCAGGACAAGGUGUAAACAUGAGCAAGAAAUCUAAGACACCUCUUGGUAAGAGAAAGAUGACGACAUUGACUCAGGAGACUCCACAAACAAAACUUAAAUUGGCUGCAGCUCAGGCAGAUUUGCCAACACCAGCUCAACAGAAACAACCCAAGAAGCCCAAGACCCCAAAGGAAGCAGUAAAGGAAAAGAAGCUGAAAAAGACUCCCACAAAAACAGAAGCAAAAUCCUCUGUGACUCCUAAGGGGAGCAAGCUUGUAAAAUCAGCCAAGAAAGCUCCCAAAACACCAAAACCUAUGCCCAAGAAAAUGAAAGUCCCACAAUCAGCUUGAACACUGUCAGUUAUGUUACUGCUGUAUCCUAUCAAGAGUCCUGGUUAAAUGUAUUUGCUUUGCUAAAAAAGUCACUAUAAAUUAGAGUACAGCUUGAUUAAAAGAAGACCUGAGUAUAGGGAGCUGUGUUCACCAAGAUUUGUAAUUGCGUAUCAGUGUUUCCUACUAGUAGCAGUGGGGCUGCAAGACAUGUAAAUCAACCUUUUCUAAUUAGAUCGUUUCUACUUUUGUGUCAACCAACAGGCUGUAUUAUUUCCUGUGCUUAUAUUAAAAAUACACUUCAAUACUUUA
Molecule: messenger RNA, 1791 nt
Organism: Pelodiscus sinensis (Chinese soft-shelled turtle)
Lineage: Eukaryota; Metazoa; Chordata; Testudines; Trionychidae
Gene: RSL1D1
Product: ribosomal L1 domain containing 1
Source: RefSeq, a predicted model, not a curated record